AUGGAAAACGAAAAUAUAAUUACCAAAGUUAACCAACCUACUGAUUGGGUCAACUCGCUUGUCAUUCAAGAAAAAGGAAAUGGCAGAUUACGACUGUGCUUGGAUCCCAAAGACUUGAACACUGCAAUCAAGCGGGAACACCACCCUACACCAACACUUGAAGAAAUCACACAUAAGCUGACUGGUGCAAAAUUGUUCAGUAAACUCGAUGCCCGGAACGGAUAUUGGAAUGUUAAAUUAGAUGAAGAGUCAUCAGUACUAACAACAUUCAACACUCCAUUUGAUCGGUACAGAUUCCUACGAAUGCCAUUUGGACUCCGCAUGAGUCAGGACGUUUUCCAGUUCAAAGUUGACUGCAAAGGAGCCAUAGGCAUAGCAGAUGACAUACAAGUAUACGGUUCAAAUGAAACAGACCAUGACUUACAUCUACAUGAAGCUAUGGAAGACAUCAGACGAGCAG
This is a messenger RNA of Saccoglossus kowalevskii, 460 nucleotides long. RefSeq lists its product as uncharacterized. The record is from RefSeq and is a predicted model, not a curated record. NCBI's taxonomy places the organism in Eukaryota, Metazoa, Hemichordata, Enteropneusta, Harrimaniidae.